CUCUUUGUUAAAACUAUAUUACAUAUAUCGAAUUUAGCUAGUUUCAUUAUAAGAAGUGAAAAUACAUAAAUUACGUAUGUUCAACUUGUCCGGAAAAAAAGAUGCAAGCAUAUUCUUCUAGGGGACUCUGAUAUAACCUUAAUAACCACAUGGACUUAGGUCUGAUACCUUGAGAUAGAAUAGAGUCUGGAGCCUAAAGAGCAGCUUUUUUCGUCAAAAUUCUCAAGGGUAACUAAAAAUCAAAAGAAACCAAAAUGGAAAAGGCGUGGCCGUUAAGCUGGCUCCACCCCUGCUGUUGUGGUGACAAAAUUGACAUUAACACUAAUUAACUAACAUUAUUGAAAAUUUAAGAUAUAGGAGAAAUCCGAUAAAUUCGAGGCAACUGAUGCCUUUUCUCCUUCAGCAAGAAUAAAUCAUUAGUUGCUCCAUCCACCUCCCCCCAAUGUUUAUAGGGUGCAUAUCAGAGUCAGGAUUGUGCACGCACGAACUAGCCGAAGAGGUUUAACAUCUACCAUAUAUACAUAAAAAAUAAUUUUAAUCAUGUAUAAAUUGUGUAAUUUUCCAUGGAAGGAGGUUCGGAACUCCCUCAUUGUAUUGUAUGCUAGCUCCGCCCUGAGCAUGUAUCUGUAUUUUAUCUAUCUAUAAACUUUUAAUUGAGGAUGAAAUGAUUAAUUUGAUAAAUUGAAAUGAUUUUGGACCGAAAAUUUUUGAAUCUCUGUUAUUCUUUUGCAGAUUCCUUAGUGAAGUUCAUCAAAAGGUUUUAAAAGAAAGAGAGCAAGUUGGAGUAAAGGAUCCCAAUAUAAGUUAGUAUUAGAAGCACAAGAAAAGGAUAAGAUUCAAGAAAGGAACACUUGACAUAAGAGGAAGAUUGUUGAAGAAAACAUUGCUAGGCAGGAAGGAUGUCUAUAAAUGAUAUCAAGGCUGCGUGGAUUGCCUAUAAUGUGCAGUCUUUUUGCAUUCUAAGCCUCUUAUUCCAAGUUCUAUUGCUUCUUUUGGCACCAUUCAGGAAGAAAACAGGCAGUAAAAUCCUGAUGGUGCUUGUUUGGUCAGCAUACAUGGCUGCUGAUUGGGCCCCUGCCUUCAUUCUCAAUCUCAUCAUAAAUUACAGCAAAACAAGGCAUGACAAGGCAGAACUUAUGUCAUUUUGGGCUUCUUGCAUGUUGUUGCACUUAGGAGGCUCUGAUCACGCGAUAGCAUUUUCACUGGAGGACAACGACCUAUGGUUUAGGUAUGCCUUCACGUUCAUUUUCAUGUUCUUGUCCUCUGCCUAUGUAUUCUACUUAUCGUUCUCCCAAGUAAAUUUUCUUUGGAUUCCAAACGUCCUCGUGUUUCUGGCUGGGGUCAUCAAAUGUUACGAGAGGGCACGUGCUAGGUUCAUAGGGAGUAUGGAUAAGUCCAUAACAUUGAGUAAUCCUAGGUAUGAUGAUGUUGUGAAGAGGAAGUCGUUAGAAGAGCCACAUAAUUUCCGAGCAGGAGAGCCAGAUGAUGUGGAGGUCAUUAAACUUGCAUAUGCAAUAUUUAGGGCCUAUAAAGGUGUUCUGGUGAAGCAUAAGUUCACUUUCGAGGAGUAUGGUAUAAUUCAACGACUCUUGCAGAAUAGAACUGAUCUGUUUGCUUUUAGAAUUGCUCAAGCUGAGCUUGAGAUUCUGCAUGAUGUUUUAUACACAAAGGCCCAAAUUUUCCAUGAAAAUUUCGGUAACAAAGCCAGAUCUGUCUAUUGGGUUCUACUUGCUGCAGCUUUGGCCUCUUUCUCUUUAUUGAUGCGGAACAACAAACAAUUUGAUCCUUUUGACUUGGGAGUCACAUACAGCUUACUUAUUGGAGGUAUGUGUUUGGAUGUCAUUGGUUUUGUUGUCAUACUUUAUUCCUCGACUUUCACUAUUGCCACAAUGUCAAGGGCAACGUCGUGGCCCAUCACUUGGGUUGUCAAAUUCCUCAAAUCUUUAAAUUGGCCUUGGCCACGUGCUCUAUGGUGCUGGAGACCAUCUCUCCAACAAUUCAACCUCAUAAGCUAUGGUUUAAAUCGACCUCCAAAAGCAUGGGAAUGGAUAAUUGAUUCACUAUAUCUUACCAAUUAUUUGGAUGAGAUGACAUAUGUGAAAAACAAGCGUCUUUCUCCUGUAUUGGAAGCUGAAAUUCUAAGACAAGUAGAAAUGCGUUUAAAUAGACAUGACUGGGAUUGCGACUCGUAUGCUUCCAUUUUCGAUAAAUGCACCAACAAAUUUCCUGUGUCGAAGGAGCUUGACAAGAACGAGUUCCUCAUAGUUUGGCACAUUGUGACAGAGAUUUUUUAUAAUGUUGUUGAUGGACCUGAGGCAAAUAUUGGAUAUGAUUCGACAGAGUUGAACAAGUUUAGACAAUGUUCAAAGUCUCUGUCAGACUACAUGUUUUAUAUUCUUAUUUUUCGCCCUUUCUUCAUGCCAGUUCCUAAUAAGAAAAGGAUAGAAGAAACCAACUACCAAGUAAAGGAAUUGCUUCACGGAAAGAAAAAAUUAGGCCAACGAGAAGCUUGCCAAGAGAUCAUGACAGAAGCUGCUGAGCGGAGAAUUCCUGAAGAGUCGUUCUUGUAUGAAGCUUUUAAAGUUGUCAACUGCUUGCAAAGUGAACCUCCUUGGUGCCAAGACAGAGUUAAAUGUUGGGAGACUAUUCAUAAAACUUGGAUCGCGAUAUUAUUUGAUGCUGCUAAAUGCUCUGAACCGCGUGCGCAUGCACAAUAUCUUGUGAGGGGUGGUGAAAUUCUAUCCUUAAUCUGGUUGUUGGGUGCAAACUGUGGAUCCAUGGCUCAGUUUCAAUUUUUUGAAGAUUCUGAUGAGGAAAACCAAACUAGUCAUAUGGCUAGGUUCGAUUCAAUGUACUAAAGUUUAGGAAGGCUAUCUUUUGUAAUAUUUCUGUUCCUGUUGUGAAUAAAUUAAUCAAACCUUAGGAUGUUCACCGAGUACUUUUACAUAUUACUUAUACUGUUGAAAUCUUCCUCAUGAGAUGUUAAUUGAUGUUGGCUUAAUGACAUGGCUGCUGAUGUGUCUUUUGUUUCCAG
Molecule: messenger RNA, 3034 nt
Organism: Capsicum annuum
Lineage: Eukaryota; Viridiplantae; Streptophyta; Magnoliopsida; Solanales; Solanaceae
Exons: 2
Coding region: 900-2858 (652 amino acids)
Source: RefSeq, a predicted model, not a curated record